This is a messenger RNA of Pseudoliparis swirei, 5169 nucleotides long. RefSeq names its product centrosomal protein of 164 kDa-like. The transcript has 27 exons. The coding region runs from base 127 to 4659 and encodes 1510 amino acids. The record is from RefSeq and is a predicted model, not a curated record. Lineage: Eukaryota; Metazoa; Chordata; Actinopteri; Perciformes; Liparidae. Gene Ontology annotation, molecular function: protein binding.
GUUGCUUAACGCCGCACAGUCCGCAUCUUUCUCCUUCUCUGCGUACACAAUGUCUCUGUUAACUGACAACUAGUCGAUAUCCCCCACAGAGGCUAAUGAGGGAAUCGAUUAAAGUGUGAAGUAACCAUGACUGCAGCUGCUCUCAUCGGGGACCAGCUGAUCCUGGAGGAGGACUACGAUGAGAGCUAUUCACCCUCCGAACCAGAGAUCCAAGAGUACGCGAGAGAGAUCGGCAUUGACCCCGACAGUGAGCCGGAGCUCCUGUGGCUGGCCAGGGAGGGCAUCGUUGCCCCUCUGCCCCCCGAGUGGAAGCCUUGCCAGGAUGUGACCGGAGACAUCUACUACUUCAACUUCUCCUCGGGACAGUCCAGCUGGGACCACCCCUGCGACGAGCACUACCGCCGCCUGGUGGCCCAGGAGCGCGAGCGCGCCCAGCUCGCCGCCGCCGUCGGGGGCCCGGGACCCAAGAAGGAGAAGAAGAAGAAGAAGGAAAAGAAGGAGAAGAAAGAAAAGAAGAAGAAGGAGACGCUCAAGACUCCCGGAGCUCUGAGUUCAGCCCUGGGACGCCUCCCAUCCCCGCUGGGGGGCCUGGCCCCUCUGAGAGGUCUGGAUGCCCCCGGUCCGGGCCCACUGCCCGGCUCUGCCCCCGCUCUCCGACGGCCCCUCGGCAGCUCCGGGGGGCUGGAGCCCCUGAAGAAACCCCUCAUGGGCCCUCGGAGCGGUGGAGCAACGAGUGUUUUGGGCAGUAGGCAGGAGGAGAAGGUGUCGCUCACUCUGCCUGGCUUUGAUGAUGAUGACGAUGACGAUGGGAAACUGUCAGAAAACCAGCCGAGUCCUCGUGGUUCAGACCGGCUGUUGAAGAACCUUCACCUGGACCUGGACGCCCUCGGGGGAGGCCUCCAGUAUGAGGACAGUGAAGCCAGUGGUGGAGCUCCAGCUGAGGAGAGGACCGAGCCGGAGCUGCAGGACUUGGCCCUAUCUGGAGAUCACACCCCCGAGCCACCCUCCCAACAGGAGUCCGUGUUCAGUGAGAACAUCGAGGCGGCGUCGUCCUCCGCCGAUGUCAAGCUGCCGGAGAAGGUUCCAGACGUCACCGACCUGUCCGGCGACGUCAGUCCGCUGGAGGGAGACGACAAAGAGGACACGAAGGAGGAAGAGGAGAGUGGAGGCGGGGCAAAGACGAAGAAGGCUGCCAGGAGGCAUCUGCAGGCCGCCGGCAGAGACACCCCUCCAGCUCUGAAGGUCGACCGACUCGUCCUCCACCAGUCCAGCCCUUCGCCCUCUUUCUCAAGCCCCUCCCCCUCGGAGCAGGAGGCGGGGCUCCGUCUGAAGCGCGGAAGCCUCGCCGCGUCUCUGGGGCUGCAGAGGCCCGAGACCUCCAGGGGUCGGCUGGUCGGCACGCACAACGCCCGACUCCCAGAACCCCGCUUCCAAAACCAGGAGGAGGAGGAGGAGGAGGAAGAGCCGGAGAGCUGGAUGGUCCGGAAAGACCGAGAGAGGAUAGAGAGGCAGGAGGAGGAAGAGGAGAGGAAGAGGGUAGAGAGAGAGGAAAGGAGCCUGAGGGAGAGGAAGGAGGAGGAAGAGGAGAGGAAGAGGGCUGAGAGAGAGGAAAGGAGCCUGAGGGAGAGGAAAGAGGAGGAAGAGGAGAGGAAGAGGGCUGAGAGAGAAGAAAGGAGUCUGAGGGAGAGGCAGGAGGAGGAAGAGGAGAGGAAAAGGGUAGAGAGAGAGGAAAGGAGUCUGAGAGAGAGGAAGGAGGAGGAAGAGGAGAGGAAGAGGGUAGAGAGAGAGGAAAGGAGCCUGAGAGAGAGGAAGGAGGAGAGGAAGCGGGCAGAGAUAGAGGAAAAGAGCCUGAGGGAAAGGAAGGAGGAAGAGGAGAGGAAGAGGGCAGGGAUAGAGGAAAGGAGCCUGAGAGAGAGGAAGGAAGAGAGGGAGAGGACAGAGAGAGAGGAAUGGAGUCUGAGAGAGAGGAAGGAGGAGAAGGAGAGGGCAGAUAGUGAGGAAAGGAGUCUAAGAGAGAGGAAGGAGGAGAGGGAAAGGGCAGAGAGAGAGGAAAGGAGUCUGAGAGAGAGGAAGGAGGAGAAGGAGAGGGUAGAGAGAGAGGAAAGGAGUCUAAGAGAGAGGAAGGAGGAGAGUGAAAGGGCAGAGAGAGAGGAAAGGAGUCUCAGAGAGAAGAAGAAGGAGAGGGAGAGGGUAGAGAGAGAGGAAAGGAGUCUGAGGGAAAGGAAAGAGGAUUGGCAGAGGGGGGACGCGGAUCAAGUCGUGGAGGAGGAGAGGGAGCACAUGGUGAAAGAGAAGAAGAGUAGAGUGCUUCUCCUCCAAGAGGAGCUGAGGAGGGAAGAGGAGGAAGAGGAGAGGAAGCUGAAGGAGGAGAGCGACGAGAGACAGAGGGCUCUGCGGCUGCGCCUCCUGACGAAGAGGAGCGAGGAGGAGGCCGAGCUGAACGAGGAGGCCGAGAGGACGCUGGAGGAGCUCCGAGAGUCCGCCCAGCACGAGAGGAAGAGGCAGCAACAGCAGCUCAGGGAGGAGAGCGAGGCGGCGCUCGAGGAGCUGGAGGCCCAGAGGAGGCGGGACUCCGAGCGCCUGGAGGCGGAGUCGGAGGAGAAGGAGGAGGAGCUGCAGGCGGAGAGGCGGAGACUCCGGGGAGAGAGGGAGGAGCGACUGAACUCCCUGAAACACGAGGUCAAAACCACAGAGAGGAGGCGGGAACUCAUGAGUCCACGACCUGAACAGCAACUGGCAGAGUACCACCGAGAGCUGGCGGACGUCCUCCAGGAAGUGCGGGAGGAAGUGCAGCGCGACCACGAGAGGAAGCUGGAGCAGCUGAGGGAGGCGCACAGGAGAGAGACGAACGCCAUCCGGGAGGAAUACCUCGACGAGGAGACGGCUCAGAGGGCGCGCCUCCUUUCCACCCUGCAGGAGGACAGCGAGCGCCUCCAGGCGUCGCACGCCGUCCAGCUGGAGAAGCUCCGCACGCAGCUCAACGCUCAGGCGCAACAGACGCAGCUGACGCACGCGCGCCAGGAGUCCCAACUGGAGGAUCUGGCCAAUCAGAUGGAGCUGAGGGCCGAAGAGCUGAGGGGCCAGGAGGCCGCGCUGCACGCCAAGGCGGCGGAUCUGAAGAGGAGGAGGAAGAAGCUCGGGGAGGAAGAGGAGGAGGUGGACAGACAGAUGGAGGCCGUACCCCGGCUGAUGCGGGAGAAGGAGCAGCUGACGGAGGAGCUGCAGAGGACGAGGGAGGAGAGACUCCAGGCCAGAGAACUGGUGCAGCGAGCGAGGGAGGAGAGGAGCGAGGCCCGGGGGGAGAGCGAGAGGCUGAGGGGCGAGCGAGACGACGCCCGGGAGGAGAGCGAGAGGGCCAAGGAGGACCGGGCGCGGCUGGAGAGCAAGGCGGCGCUGCUGCAGGAGCGCGAUGGCGAGGAGGAGGAGGAGACGACACGCAACCCUCAUGUCGUUUCUUCUGUCCCGAUCAGAGAGCUGGAACAAAGCGAGGGAGCGAGAGCGGAACACAAACGGGAGAAGAAGAAGGCCGAGGGGCCCGAGGGGGCGGCGCCCUCUGGUGGCGGGGGGGACUCGUCGCUACGCAUGGAAGACCUGGACGACCCGCCACUCUCCCCCCUACCGGACAGCCAGAGCAGCGUGGACGACCUCCGUCAGUACGUCUCCUCUCACGGCGCCUCCAUCCAGCGCACCAAACUGCUCCUGGAGAGGGAGAGCCGCCGGCUGGCGGAGCGGCAGGCCGUCCUGAGGGCGGCGCAGAGCGGCUCCUCCUCCUCCACCCAGGACCCGGGCCGGGACGGAGGGGCGGCGGAGGAGAGGAGGAGAACCCUCCAGCAGGAGGCCAGAGACGUGGUGGAGCUGCAGCGGACGGUUCAGAGAGGAAACGCUCUGCUGCGGAGGAAGGAGGAGCAGCUCCUGCAGCUGGAGAGCUCCAUGGCCGAGGAGCCGUUUGUUGAGGAUCCGUCUCGGCCGGCGGGAGACAGGAAGGUGACCUUCGACGUGACGGAGUCUGACCUCAGCAGCACUCUGGACCCGCCAGGUCAUCCCACCGUCCAGGAGUUAGCCGAGUCCCUGCAGCAGAUCUCAGGCCAGCUCAACUCCGUCCUGAGUGCGUUGGGUUCCCUGGCGCUGUCGGGCCAGAGCGCCGCGCCCUACGCCGCCGCCGCCUUCCCGCCGCCUCGACAUCACUCCUCCCCGACCUCCUCCUCCUCCGCCGCCUCGGCUCCGCCUCCCCCGGCGAGGCUCUCGGAGCCGUCCUGGAGCUGGGCGGCGCCCCGAGGCGGCUUCGCGGCCCCGCCCCCUCUCUUCAGCACCCCCGGCGGCGGCGGCGGGCCGGGGGCCUCCGAGGACCUCCUCAACCGCCGAUGGAGCCAGAUAUUCCCCAGUUCUCCAGGAGCCGCCAUGGAGCCGCUGGCCUCCAGCGCCUUGGGGCCGACGUCUGCAUAUGCCUCAUACACUCCUGCUAGUGAACACGGCCAUGGCCUGAGGUCCGUGGAGGUGGACGGCCAGAGGCUCCAGGGGCUGAUAGACGGCAACAAGAGGUGGCUGGAGAUGCGGAGGAAAGACACCAGCAUACCUCUGUUUACGCGCUACCGCGCCCCGUCGUCCCUGGUGCAGCUCGGCCUGGACGACAACAACCAGAUCAGAGUCUACCACUACUGAGGAGACGCGGGGCGGCGAGGACUCCGACUCGCCGUGACUCGGCUCGGCGGCGCAAAGGUCGUCUUUCAGGGAGAAGUUCCUCCGACAUCAGAGGAGCAGCAGUUAGGGAACAAUGUCACGUUUACAAAGAAUAGACAAAGCACUCCCAGACGUCCUCAUGUUGUUUUGUAAUUGCAAUUUUUGUAUUUAUGACUGAUGAUUAAUUUCCGACAUUUAAGUUGUUUCCUUUGAGAAUAAGAUAUAUAAUGAAUUACUCCUUCAUAUCCCAGAGAUGUCAACGUGUUAGCAGUGAGACUUGUGAGUGUACACUGUGUGUGCAGGAAGAGGUAACAUGUAUGUUGUGCAUUUAUAUAUAAUAGAAAUAUAUGUAUUAUAUAUUAUAUAUAAAUAUAAUAGAAAUAUAUAUAUAUCUGUGUGUGUAAAUAAAUGCUGUAUUUUUUUAUAAAAUAUUGUAAAAAUAUAAUUCGACAUGUCUUCAUGUAUUGUGAAGUAAAGGCUCGUCCUGUUGUG